Varroa destructor (honeybee mite) is the source of this 3255-nucleotide messenger RNA. RefSeq names its product U11/U12 small nuclear ribonucleoprotein 25 kDa protein-like. The record is from RefSeq and is a predicted model, not a curated record. Gene Ontology annotation, biological process: mRNA splicing, via spliceosome. Gene Ontology annotation, cellular component: U12-type spliceosomal complex. Lineage: Eukaryota; Metazoa; Arthropoda; Arachnida; Mesostigmata; Varroidae.
UCUAUGCGGUUUAUGUAUGCGUCUAGUGUAGAUCAUAAAUUUGCAGCUUUUUUGUUAUUCUUAUAGCAGUAAUUUGCAAAAUUUGCCACUUCUCCAUUCUCAAGCGGCUAGCGUCAAAGGCUGCAUGGCCAAAGCAUCAGGUUAUCGAUUACUCCAAGGGCGAGCAAUAGUAGAAGCUAGCACACGAGUUAUAGUUGCUGCUGUUGUUAUAGACGUCCAUUCUUUUUGCGAUCAGGACUGGCUCUUGAGUCUUCAAGAACGAUUGCCAGGUCUUCCUUCGAAGUGCUCGAGACUGUCGCGGACUCAGCGGGCGGAUCCGACUCUGCCGUGAUAAAUGAGCCUCUUUACCGCGAAAUCUUCUUCAGUCAGCCUGCUGCUACUGCUUUUUUGAUGCGCGUCUUCAACUUUGGUUAAGAUGGUUCCAAUCUCAGCCCGCACGACUGGCUCGUGCUCAGUAAGCUUCAAACUAGCGAAAGAACGUAACUCUCUCCGUGGCCUCCUUAGAAACGAAGGGCCAGCGCCUGCAUAAGAUCAAGCUUGCCCCUUGGGGUCUGUAGUCCGAAUACUAGUGUUCAAUAGGAUGAGAUGUAGGGAGAAAUAAAGGAGAACGAGUCUCGAAGCGUCUGUUCACCUCUGAAGUUGCCAGUGUAGGAGAGGAACGGCCCAGUCUGCUCGAUAUGAUCUAGCGAAGUUUACGAACUCUUGCACAUGAUAUACAUUUGUGAAUCGCUGGUCAACUGGCGAAAAAGAUAGAUCAGGACACAGAUAGCUUGAGAGAAUUCAACGAACGCAAGCUGCUAAACACACAAGUAUACUGUUGGCGAGAAAGCGACGCAGACCGGCGUACGUUUCGCGCAAGAAGCGCAGGUGACUGACACGAGGAGGCCGUCCUCGAGAAGACUUGAGCACCAGUUAGUUAAAGAAAACAAAGAAAAAGAAGUGGAUAAUGUGGAGUAUCCCAACUCAGAACAGGGAUCUCAAAGCAUUUAUCUACUUCUCGUCUCAUCGUGUAGUCUGCCAGUUUUAUUUCACCCUCGAAUUCAACUAACAACAGAACAGAUUCGUUCUGGCGAAUGUGUCCAGUGACAUAAAUAUAAGCUUGGUUAGUAGAUGGUUUUUAGGUUUAUUUUGUAUUCAUUUCUAUGUAGUAGUUCAGUAUAUUCGACAUCGAUGCUGCAGUGUUAACUGUCUAUCUUCGAAUACGCUUUAUUUUUUUUGUAUUGAUAUAUUUUUUUGUUAAAAAUACAUACGUUGUACAUAAGCACUCAGUAUUCGUACUGAUUUCCAGCUCACAUAGCCACGCAGUCAAGUUUGUUGCUCUGCCAUAACCCAUACUGCACAAUUAAACAAAGAAAAUAAAAACAAUCAUUCUUCGCUAAUUAAGCUCAUCAAUUAAUCUAUAUGGGAUCAUUAUUAAUGGGUAAAAGCAAAGUGCAUCAUUUCCAAUAUUCUGUCUCAAUCUUCAUUACCUCAUUCAACUGCCACAGAGGGCGCCACCCGUACCGGCUACUCAUGUCGAAUAAAGCUUCCGCUCUAAUGAACCGCGCCGUUUGUAAACAAGGCAUGCGUGUGUCAGCUGGCAGUUCUAACAGAGUCGAUCAGCUGUUAAGAAUAAGAAUGUUGGUGAUACGUAACUUAACAGUGUGACCCGAUUCAUCCUCGCAUGGCGGCGGUGUUUUUCGUGUUUAGUUUUUCAUAACAAAAAUGAUAUAUUUAUGGCAUCUAUACGGUUUCUUAGUAGUAAGAACAGUAUGAUGAGAUAAAACGCGAAAAAAAACUUGAAAGGGUGCUUUGAAAGCGUACACAGUAGUAACUUAGCUAACGUUUUAAGACGUAAGCCUCGUUUUUAACAGUCUUUGUCCCAUUCCUAUUUCGUCCCUGUGUAUGAAGUGUGCUAACUGUGUAGCAAUCAGAAAUCAUGAAUCGGGACAAAAUUAUGGCAGAACUGAAACAACUUGAUAAAAAAAUGUUUAAUUUGGUAAAAAGUGAUAACCUACUUUCGGGUCUGGAAACGUCGUCAUUGGAACGUAUUCAGCAACUGAUCGAUGCAGAGACCGGACAAAAGAUUCGAAUAUUUAUCGUGAGGGAUGAUGGCAAAAGGCUGGAUGUUGUCGUUUCGCCUGACGCUAGUAUCCUAGAACUUCGUCGGGCCGUUGAGUUAGCUACAGAGGAUUACUAUCUUCGGUCAACCUGCCCAGACAACCCUUGUUUCCCAAAACCUCGUAUCUCAUGGAAGCAAUUCUGGGGCCAUCAUACACUUGUGGCUCAUGACGUCCGUAUUGACGAAGUUGACUGUUCGAUCCGAGAAUACAACAUUACAUCGGGAACAGUCCUCAAAUUCGCAAAACGAUUGCGUAUCCGAGCUGCCGCUACUGUUAACCAAACAAGAGAUUUUCUUACUGACCAACCUUCUACAUCUUCCAGCCAGGGUCGCCGUUUCCACGCAUAUGAGGCAUAUCGCGCGUCAAAGAAAUAAAAACGUGUUUGCAAGUAAUAAAUAAUAAGAUAAUAAAUCUUUAUUUUUAAGGCGCUUUGCAUUGUCGAUACAUGUUACUUUCAGUAUAUCUUUUACAUCUUACUAUUCAUAUGCAAGAUACGCUUAUUGGUCCGCAACCGCAACCAUCAUCAUCAUUAUGCCGAAGCACAUGCUACACCUGAACAUGUUGCAUUCUGGUUGUCAAUAUACUGCAUACAUAUGCUAAUAAUUAAUAUAUAUUUACAUAAAAUUAUCCUGGAUAGUGUCUACUAUCAAAGUAUUUUGUCUGCGUCUUUCUCUGGAUGUGUAAUAAUGUUUUGUAUAUGUGUUUCGACUUAUAAACUGAGAAAUCUUUAGACAAAUGGUAAUUAGCGUAGAGAGAGUGGAAAAGCUGUACUAUCGCAGUUUUAUAAAAAUCAGUCUAUAUAUAUGCAUUGACUUUGUGGGUUUGUUCGUUUCGUCGCAAUGAACAAAAAACAUCUCAUUUUGAGCAGCAGAGUUUGAAAUAAAGAGUGUGGUUUUCGUUACACUUGGGAAAGAUAGAAGCUUUUUAGAACACAUAUUUAUACACAGAGUAUGUUACAUGUUUUCAGAAGUUUCUAUAAAUAAAUUUCAUUUUUAUAUGCGUUAAGAAAAUGGGUGUCUUUACGCUAUCAAUGUAGUCGUCUUUUCUUUCUUCUGUAUCUUUGACAUUCAUUGCUAUUCCUCUGAUUUUCUCUUUUGUACAUAUAUUUUUCGAUAUAUGCAUAUAUAGCUUUUUUAUUCACACGAAUUGUGUC